AUGCAAAUUGCCAGAGGAAAGUUUUUGAAGCCUGACUUUAACCUCCAAAAAUGGGGGGUUAAUGUUGUGUAUGAUUUUUCGAUGACUAGAUUUGUGCCACCUGUCUAUACACCAUACCGAAAUUUAGCUGUCAGAAUUGUCUCACGUGUUGCUCUUAUAGCGGAUGACUUCUCUAACAAUCUCAUCAAUCGUGCUUCUGAGCACCCAAAUCGCGCUUCCCAGCGUACAGAUUGUGCUUUUGAGCACCCAUAUCGCCAACCUUGUGUUCUCAGAUCAAGCUUCGUGCUUUCUGAUCGAACUCUUUGUGUUCUCAGAUCAAGUAUCGCGCUUCGUAUAUGGCAAAGUAUUGCAUGCAUCAUUCAAAGUACUCUCUGGUAUGCAGAUGAGGUGAACGGAAGUAAGGCAAUUGCCUUUUGGCUUCCACUUAAAUUAGGGAAUUGCCUUAGUCGCUUUUUCUUCUGUUUUGCAUUUUCAAUAUUAUCAGUCACCAUUGUUUGUUUUACAGAAGCAAAGAGAGGAGGGUUUAGUCUUGAACUAAUCCAUCGUGACUCCCCAAAGUCUCCCAUUUACAACCCAAAACAAACUCACUAUGAACGAGUCUUCAAUGCCAUACGUCGUUCUUUUAAUCAUGUCAACCGAUUCAAUCCAAAUACAGCACAAGCUGAUAUAAUCUCCGACCAUGGUGAGUAUCUUAUAGAUAUUUCAAUCGGUUCCCCACCUUUUCAGAUUCUCGCCAUUGCCGAUACUGGUAGUGAUCUUAUAUGGACACAAUGCAAACCUUGCUCUCAGUGUUUCGACCAAGAAGCUCCUUUUUUCGACCCCAGAAAAUCCUCUACCUACAAACAACUUUCUUGCUCCUCAAACCAAUGUCAAACCCUUGAGGGUUCAUCUUGCUCCGACGACCAAACUUGCCUAUAUUCAGUUUCUUACGGUGACAAUUCCUUCUCACGUGGCGAUCUUGCUAUCGAUACUGUUACUUUGGGUUCAACAUCUAGCCGCCCUGAGAGUCUGCCGAAAACCAUCAUCGGUUGCGGACACCAAAAUGAUGGUACUUUUGAUAAUAAAACAACUGGCAUAGUUGGGCUUGGCGGCGGUGAGGUAUCCCUUGUUACUCAAUUGGGUGAUUCAAUUGGUGGCAAAUUUUCUCACUGCUUGAUUCCAUUGUCAUCCUCAUCAUCAGAGGAUAAUGCUUCAAGCAAACUUAACUUCGGUAGCAAUGGCGUCGUUUCGGGUUCUGGGGUCGUUUCGACUCCUUUGAUUUCUAAAGAACCAAAAACUUUCUACUUUGUUACACUUGAAGCAAUCAGUGUUGGCAACAAUAAUAGAAUUGUUUUUAAUGAUUCCUCAGAAGGAGAUUUGGAGGGUAACAUUAUAAUCGAUUCAGGGACUACAUUGACGUUUUUGCCGGAAUCAUUCAACUCUAAAUUGAUCUCAGCUGUUUCAGAAGCCAUUGAUGCUGAGCCUAUCAAAGACUCGAGGGCUGUACUUGAUCUAUGUUACAGUGCGAGGAGUGAUUUGAAUGUUCCAAAUAUAACAGUACAUUUCACUGGUGCGGAUGUGACGUUAAGUCCUUUGAACACAUUCAUCAGAAUUAGUGAGGAAGUUGUUUGUUUCACAUUUAUGGGUGAUAAAGAUGAACGAAGCCUUCCAAUUUACGGUAACUUAGCGCAGACCAAUUUUUUGGUUGGGUAUGAUACUGAGAAAAAGACUGUGUCUUUUAAACCAACCGAUUGCACCAAGGCGUGA
Pistacia vera is the source of this 1746-nucleotide messenger RNA. RefSeq names its product aspartic proteinase CDR1-like. The record is from RefSeq and is a predicted model, not a curated record. Gene Ontology annotation, biological process: proteolysis. The coding region runs from base 1 to 1746 and encodes 581 amino acids. Gene Ontology annotation, molecular function: aspartic-type endopeptidase activity. NCBI's taxonomy places the organism in Eukaryota, Viridiplantae, Streptophyta, Magnoliopsida, Sapindales, Anacardiaceae. The transcript has 4 exons. Gene Ontology annotation, cellular component: extracellular region.